AGCUUGCACCACCAUCCUCAGCUUCGAUCCACAACCCACUAGCGCAUUCGAUCCUUCAUCCUCAAAAUCUUCCGACUUUCGACUUUUCGAUCACCCGGUUCGGCAUCACCGUCUUCGCUUUCGUCGGCGGCGGAUCGGCGAUCCCUUGGUUUUCCUCGAAUGAAUCAUCACGGUUCUUCGCUGCUGUGGCCGGAGUCCCUCGGACCCAGGCCGGAUGGAGUCGGGUACGCGGGCGGUGAGCCGGUGGUGCCCAGCGCCGCCGGACCGCCUCCUUUCCCGUGCUCCGACUACGCCCCCUACGCCUUCGGAAGCGGCAGCCCGUGCGGGGAGAACUACGGCUUCGGCGACGCGGACAGCCAGUUCUACUACCACGGAUGCCGCCCCUGCGACGGGGACCAGUCCAUCGACCCGUGGCUGCUCGCGCUGAUGGAGGACCUGCGGGAGCUCUACGUGCGGCGCCGGCACCAGUUCCAAGAGCUGUUCCCGAAGCUGCACGACGAGAUCGAUCGGAAGCUCGAGGACGCCCUCCGGUCGAAGAGGACGAGGGAGGUGAGGGCGCUCCAGAGGAGCUUGAGCGUGGGAUCGCCCCGGCUGCCGGGCAGGGACGGAGGGGUAGGGGACGAGCCGGCGUUGAGGCUCGACAGGUUUAAGGUGCGGACGGUUGAUUUGGAGGAAGACGAUUUUGUUGAGGGCGGCGGUCAGGGUGGUAAGGGCGGCGUGGCCUCCGGCGGCGGCGGAAAGAAGGGAGGCAAAUGACGGAGAUGAACAACGAAAAAAGGAAGAAGCAUCUGAAUCGGGCGGAUAUCUCAGAAUAGUUUGCUAAACAGGAAUUAUCUGAGAAAUAAUUUCUUCGAUUGAUUGAUUCAUUUAUUCAUUCAUUCUUUUUCUAA
Molecule: messenger RNA, 890 nt
Organism: Syzygium oleosum
Lineage: Eukaryota; Viridiplantae; Streptophyta; Magnoliopsida; Myrtales; Myrtaceae
Exons: 1
Coding region: 160-756 (198 amino acids)
Source: RefSeq, a predicted model, not a curated record